Chlamydomonas reinhardtii is the source of this 3134-nucleotide messenger RNA. RefSeq lists its product as uncharacterized. Gene Ontology annotation, biological process: sterol metabolic process. The coding region runs from base 775 to 2229 and encodes 484 amino acids. NCBI's taxonomy places the organism in Eukaryota, Viridiplantae, Chlorophyta, Chlorophyceae, Chlamydomonadales, Chlamydomonadaceae. Gene Ontology annotation, molecular function: oxidoreductase activity, acting on paired donors, with incorporation or reduction of molecular oxygen; iron ion binding; heme binding. The record is from RefSeq and is a predicted model, not a curated record. The transcript is spliced from 13 exons.
CAGGUAGAUGUGCGCCGUGCUGUACCCAGCCCUGAAAGCCACCUGACACGGGUGCCGCCCUUCAGUCGCGGCACCAGAACUGGCGCUUGGCCAACGUGCCCCCAACCGCAAUACCACAAUGAUUGAUAUGAUCACCUGCCUCUCCCUUGCGUAGAUACACUGCGAUUCCCGCACACAAGGCACCGCCUGCACCAACUGCCAACCAAAACCCGAGCCCCCCCCCACACACACACACGUUACUGCACAGGAUAAGCAGCUCUUCUUCGGCUCGUGUAUAGGCAGUUUCUGGGUGCACAUCCGAGUUGUAGAGUUCGUCGUCUAGUGCAAAAUCUCCCACCAAGCCUCGAACCUUCGGCAGUUGCCAUAGCUUGCGUGGGUUUGUACAACACGUUUCUGUGUGCUCCUUCAGGGCUCGGUGCUCAUUCACGGUGCUCAUUCCUAGCCCUUGCUUCAUGCUUCACUCCACAGUAAUGUAAAAUCUGCUGGCUUCCCUGAGGGCUGUGUACUCGUCCCAGCUCCUACCCUUGGCGCUCAUAGUUACUUAGUUAGCCCCAGGACCCCCCGUUGACGCCCCCCACUCAUACAUCAUUCCACCACGGCGCGCUCUGCCCACUCUUAGCUCCCGCUCCAUGCCCUGCGUUCCUCCAAGCCUUAAGAAUGCAUUUGCGUAACAGGUCUGAGAGCCGCACAACAGCUUGCAAAAUGUUACUGCUGCUAGCUUCAUCAGCCAGCGUGCGUUCAAGUGCAUCCCUGGCUUGGGUUCCCUUUGCGAACAUGCCUUUGUGGUACCGGCGCUACGGCAGCGUGUUUCGCACCAUGAUGCUCGGCUCGCGAAUCUGGGUGGUCACAGACCUGGAUGCACUCCGCGGACCGCUGCGGGAUGAGGGCGCAUAUCUGGAGAUUCCUUUCAAAGCCUUCCAGAGGCUCGUGUCCGCUGAGAGCUUCCUCAACAGGCCGGGCGUCCACGGGCCCUGGCGCAAGAUCUUUUCGGCCACUCUGGCGCCGCCGCGGCUGGCGGCCAUGGUCCCCAAGAUCGCGCAGCUGAUGCAGUCGCACCUGAGCAAGUGGGAGGAGCAGGGGCAGGUCACCAUCUUCCGCGCGGCCCGCGUGAUGGGAGUGGACCUGGCGGUGGACGUCAUUCUGGACAUAAAGCUGCUGGAUGGCACCGACCGCGCCUGGGUCAAGAGCCAGGUGGAGGACUACUUGGAUGGCCUGUACGGCCUGCCGCUCAACCUGCCCGGUAGCACUCUGUCCAAGGCGCUGGCGGCACGUGCCCGGUUGGUGGAGGUGUUCCUGCGCCAGCCCGACGUGGCGGCCAUGCAGGCGCAGUUCGUGCAAGAGUGGGAGGCGAUCGGCAAGUCGCCGCAGGCGUACGCGGCCGCGGUGUUGGACCAGCACACAUCCACAGGGGACAAACCGGCAGGGGUGGCGGCGGAGGAGGAGCCGUCAGGCAAGGCGGCGGGGGCGCCCACGCCGGCGGCUCCCGGCUCGCGGCCGGCUGUGCUGCCGCCCUCCAUCAUGACGGCUCAGCUGAUGGGCCGCGCGAUGCUCAAGCCCAGUGAGCUGGCGGACGGCGCCAUGUCGCUGCUGCACAUGCUGGUAGCCAGCGCCGACACAACCCGCUUCGCGCUCUUCAACACCUGGACGCUGCUGGCAAUGAGCCCGCGCGUGCAGGACAAGCUGUACGAGGAGCAGAAGAAGGUGAUGGCGGAGUACGGCGAGGAGUUGAGCUACGCCGCCACGUGCCACAUGCCGUACAUGGACGCCACGCUCAAGGAGUGCAUGCGGCUGCUGCCCGCCUCCGCCGGCGGCAUCCGCAAGCUGACCGCAGACAUGCAAGUUGGCGGCUACACGGUCCCGGCUGGCGAGUAUGUUUGGUACCACGCGGGCCUGAUGCACUACAUUGACCCGGUGCUGUGGGACGGCGACACGAGCGUGGACGUGCCGGCCCACAUGGACUGGCGCAACAACUUCGAGGGCGCGUUCCGGCCCGAGCGCUGGCUCAGCGAGGAGACACGACCGCGGUACAUGUUUACCUUUGGCACGGGGGCCCACCUGUGCAUCGGCAUGAACCUGGUUUACCUGGAGGUUAAGCUGCUGCUGUCCAUGGUGCUGCGCAAGUACCGGCUGCGGCUGCACACGCCCGACAUGCUGCUGCGCUGCGAGCGCCUCUUCCCCUUCUUCCUGCCCGCCAAGGGCACAGACACUGUGUUGCUGGAGCCGCGCUAGUUGCACUGCAGGCGGCGCAGGGGCACACCGACUGCCUGUUCUUGGAGCUGUCGGGACUGUCGUGGAGCUUGGGGCGCUGCAACCGGCGAUGUCAUUCGAAUGCGGCGUGGGAGAGCGGGAGCCGUGAGUGAGAGUGUGUUUUGUGUGAAGGGCGGCAUGGAGAGGACGCGAAUGUGCUAAUGCUUCUUGUGCGCGUCUCACGUUGUGUAAGCUAGACAGCAAGAUAUCUGGAAACGCAGGGACACACGCAUGGAGGUGGCUUUGCUGUGGACACAGCCUGGGGCAGCACGGGGGGGGGGAGAGACACACCGGAACCCAAGCUCAUUGCCGCAGGCGUGUAGCUGGAGCUAGCUGAUUUAAAUAGGAUACCCCGCUGACGGAGUGACAGGUGGAACUAGGUGCCCGUUGUAGUACUCGUGGCGGACACGAAUGUGGUAUGUAUGCCGGUUGAAUGUCUAAGAGACUGUUGGAGUUGCGCUCGCUAGUAGGAUGACGGGAAGUUUUGGCGGCUGUGGAAGGCACAUUGUGCGACGCCACCACACUUAUGGCUGAGGAGGAGCCGCUGUGCAGGAAGAGCGGCAUGCGUAAGGUUGCCUAGUGCUACUGGCAGUUAAGCAGUUAAGCGUGUCUAACUGUAGCCUUCAGUGCGUAGGUGUGUUGGACCAGGCCAAGUGUGCGGGAGGGGAAAAAGGCAUGACAUGCAGCAAUUACCCAGGCUUCGCGUAGCGGGAUUCUGCGAGAGCGUUAGAGAUGAGCUGGUCGCGUAGUCAACGUCGCUGGAAGGCUAAUGUCACCGUAAUGUGUGACGCACAUUGUCGCCUAAACCCUUGGACAGCUGGAGUGGGUAUGGACCGGCACGUUGCUAGGCACACCAGAGUAUGUCAGCGGCAUAUGCGUGUUGAACA